CAUGAAGUGACCUAGCAUUGAGACUACGACUGAGAUUGGAUCCAUUUCUACAACGCCACUCGCCUCCCCAUACUGCUGUGUUCUAUCACCUUGUCCCUCUCAGAGCGAACAUCGGGAGGCUUCGCAGCUACGAUAAUAUAGUGCUUGCGCUACCUAGCGGCUCAUGAAGCGCUGCACCAACGAAGGCUCCCCGAGAUGUCAUCCACCACGCGAAGUGCCAGCACGAAGAAGCGUAAGAGCACCGAGCUGUCUACGCGUCCAGCUUCCUCAUCCAUUCAGCCCUCUCAGCGCCUACUCAAACGCACGUGGCUGAGGUAUGCUGGUCACAUAGCACCAGCUGAAGGCUCGGAUGCGCCGUCCCUGUCCCUCGCCUUGCAAGCUCUCGAUGGCGUGACGGAUGAUGUAUGGGCUUGCAGCGCCUUGGCAGAAGCUCUUCAAUCCUCCUCCCUCACGCUCCAAGAUCAUGUCGCACUUUCUGACAGGAUCUUGACGAGAACUGCAUCGGCUGCAGAUGCGUUUGCAAGAAGAUACGGACAAGGGGACGCUUCUGAUCCGGGCUGGGAGACCGAGGCGCGGCUUUUGGAGUUGAGAAGCAUUGCUGUACAUGCUCAAAGAGCCCUGCUGCUGGCUCCUGUCGCAGACGGCUCGUCCUCUUCCAACGUGCUCAGCGCCAAGAACGAAGACGAGGACGAUCCCUGGGAUGACGACGAAGUCAGUCGAGACACAGCAUUGGAGACCCCCUCGUCUGACGCGCAACCGUUCAACAUGCCAUACUACCUCGAGCGCUCCUUUCUACAGGUUGCAAUCGAUUUGGUGCAAGACAACAAGCCCCAACAGCUGCUGGACUUGCUGCGCAGCUUGCCGAGGGUGGAGCUGCAGACGAUCAUCACCGAGCGCUAUGAGCUCUUGUCCCUCCUCUUCCUCGCCGCUGCGCUUCACCAAGGCUCGGUCAAAUCCUUGUAUAGUCUAGGUCUUUUGCCCAAUGUGAGGGGGGAGGAGGAGCAAAGCAUCUGGCUCGACUCUUAUCAGGCUUCCACUGUGCUUGAAGAUGUGGUCGACACGAAGAAUGAGUCGCUGCGGCCGGACGAGCCUCGCUCGCUCAGUCGGACAGAGCUGGUCGAGUGGUAUGAGGAGCAAGUGCUGCUCUUGGAAGCACAAGCGAAUAAGGCGAGCUCAGCGCAAGAUCUGUUGGACGUAGCGCUAGCGGCUGUGGGCACUGCUGCGGAUCAGUUGCUGCAGCUGAAGGAAGAGCUUGCGAUGCUUGCAGCGCUCAAUAGUCGUAGCGCGCCUUCGACCGAUGCUCGAGAAUUCAAUUUAUGCGACCUUCGCGCUGCUUUCGAGGACCCUGAGCGAAGCAGGCAGACGGCUUUGGCAUACUUGGCAUCGGCUACCAGCCCCUCAGAAGCCGACGCGGCCAUGCACGACCUUGUCGUGUUCUUGACGCGGGCAUCAGGCGCGUCGGGCAUUGCCACCGCCCUCAAAGAUCUGGUCUUCGACGUGCUAAGAGCACAAUCGAACGCGCCAGGACGCUUCGGCAUGGAUUGUCUUAGAUUGAUUGCGUCCAUAUUGCGUGCCCUGAGCGCUGCAGAUGGUGCGAUGAUCCUGGACGAGGAAACGAGAGCCCGUCUUGCGCUCGUAUCCAUUUACGGCUCCGAAAGGACAGACGGUUCUGCUAAAGCUGCAUUUUCAGCUAUCGUCGAUGCGGCAGCUCCGGAUGAUUUCUCUAGCAAAAUUGCCGGCGUUCCUGCAGGCGCACGCGAGAGUCUGGCGAUUCUGCUGGCUCCGAGACUUCCGGAAACGAUGACGACAGAAGAGCUCUACAACUCCCUGCCAACCCCUUCUCUGGAGCUAUUGCCUCUCGUAAAAUCCCACGUGCGAGCAUCGAAGACGUUUGCUGCUCGAGGACUCCGAUUGAGCAUCGCGAGCCUAGCGGCUGCUUCUGGCGACGCAGCAGCGCAGCGGAGACUGGUGGUCAGACUUCUGAGAGCUGGAGAUGUCAAGAAAGAGUCACGCGUCUGGGCCCCCUUGAGGCUGGAGCUAGAGGCGAUGGCAGGGCAAGGGGGUUUACUAGAAGCUUUAGGACCUCGUCAGGCCACUGUGGUGGUCCUGGAGGAAGUGCUUCGAAAUGGCGAUGUCUCCACUUUCAAGAUCUUGUUGGCAGACACCUCUGCAACGGCGACACCAUCGUCCGAGGAAGCCGAAGAGCUUGUCUUGCGCGUGUCGCGGGAACUUUAUGACAACACGGAGUCUACGAAUAUUCACCGUGGCGACAUGAAGAUUGCUUACGAGGCACUUUCUGCUGUUACACCCACUCCGCGCAUAUCUGCUGAAAGAGCCUUCAUCGAAGGGACGUCAAAGCUGUGCUCCUACAAUUUGAGCCGAUCUCGUGACGCGCAACUUGAGCAUGCUAGGCACGAACAGGUGACGCCGCUUCAAAUUCGCAUGUCACCAAACAGACAAGAACUCAUUGGUCGCUUGCUAUCGCUCAAUGACGGCGCUUACCAGACAGUCGACAUCAUCAUUGAACUCGCCAGGAAACUUAAUGCCGUCGGCACACCUUCUCGAAGCUCUUGGGGCGGAGCUAGCGACCUUACACAAACCUCGCCCAAGCCAAAGGCUCUCAUUGAUGCUCAGACGCUCGCUUGGAUCAGCAAUGCCGCUGUAGCUGCCGAAGACUUUCGAGCGGCUCGUGCCGCUUGCACUCGAUUAGUAGAGCAGGUGGCGGCUUUGCGAAAGCGCGCCAAUGCAGCUGCUGCGGCUCAUGCAGACAGCACAGAGUCAUCAAGCAUGUCAUUGAGGGAUCCGAAUAGCGCUGCCGCAGUACUUCCACAAGCUCAAGAAGAGGCGUGGCAAGCCUGUCUUCAAGUCGCUCGGCAUCCCGAUUUUGAGGAUACGUCUGCUAAGCUCGAACUGAUGGCGCACGUGAUCGAACUGUGUCCACCAGACAAGGUGUCUGGGUUUCUGCGACAGUUCAGAAAUGCAGAGGACAUGCAUCUCGCCUUCUUGGAAGCAAAUCCAACAUUGCCGGGCGGUAAAGACGCAUCCAGACGACUAGACCAGGGAUUUGGCGCUGCGGCUGUUGCAAGUCGAAUGACUAGUCUUUCAGCUAGCGAUGUGCGAGCCAGAGCAAGCUACGCUGCUGGAUCAAUCUUUAGCGCUGCGCAAGCUGCCCAGGCCGCCAGUGGUGGUUUCAGUGGGCUGUUCAACAGCGCAAGACUUGCUGGUGUGGUCGAUGGACUUCGAGGAGGUGCUGCGCCCGCGCCGUCUGCUGUUGGGCGCACGGUUCCAGGCGCCGCUUCUUUGGCUAGCCCACCUGCAUCAGGUGGCGGUGGCUUUGGUAGUCGAGCAGCUCAGCUUUUCGACGGUCUGGGCGAUGCGCCUAGCGCAAGAAGCUCAAGCCCGAGCGGUACUUCAAUCAACCUGUCGGGCUACAUGGAUCCUGCAGAGAGAGCUGCUAGAGCUGCCAGAUCUUUCUUUGGUGGUUUCGCCUCUGGCCUGCCCAGCGGCGGUGCGCCCGGUCCGCGACCAGAAACAAAUGGGGAUGUUGAGCGUGACGAGAAAAAUUCUGUGCGCAACGUCUCUGCUUCGCAAGGCUUUUCCAUCAGCAGAGGCGCUGCCUGGCUACUCGGAGAGGAGGAAAGAAAUUAAAGGUGGAAGGAACAAGAACCAACGAUGUAAUACACAGCGAUUUGCGAUGGCAGGCUCGUAGGCCGCGGCUCUCUUGCAGGCGUCCCCCUAGUCCGACCUUGUACAUCAAUUCCCUACCGACCGUCACGCAUGCAUGAAUUGUGCAUCUGUCUGAGCGACGCAUUGUGGAUAGGUCCAGAGCAUCGGCCACACCUGUCACUCAUCAUCUACGCUCCAAUCGAUCGACGUCCUUCAUGGCUAGCUCCUCCCC
This is a messenger RNA of Ceraceosorus guamensis, 3898 nucleotides long. RefSeq lists its product as hypothetical. Gene Ontology annotation, cellular component: Dsl1/NZR complex; endoplasmic reticulum membrane. Lineage: Eukaryota; Fungi; Basidiomycota; Exobasidiomycetes; Ceraceosorales; Ceraceosoraceae. Gene Ontology annotation, molecular function: SNARE binding. The transcript has 2 exons. Gene Ontology annotation, biological process: retrograde vesicle-mediated transport, Golgi to endoplasmic reticulum. The record is from RefSeq and is a predicted model, not a curated record. The coding region runs from base 196 to 3648 and encodes 1150 amino acids.